AGUCCCUAUCAAAGAAUAGUCAAAACUUGGACAUUUUUUACUUUGACCGUUACAAGGCACACAUGUGUUCAUUCAUAAUAAUAGAGCCAACUUUGAUUCUUUCUUUAAAUGAAGGAAUGUGUGAUAGAGUGAGGGAGUGAUCACUCUUCCUUCUUCUGGUUCUGAGUUCUAAGUUCUAAGUUCUAACCCACAUGAGGGAUACCAUGACCAUGACUGCUACUACUGAUCAUCAAUGGAUGCAGUUCUAUCAGCAACCUCUAAUGGAUGAUGGUAAUGGCCAUAACCAUGAUCAUGAACAUGAUCUUGAUCAUGAUGUUCAUGAUCAUUCUUUGGCACCAAACACAGAUGUGAUGAGAACUAGUCCACCUCCAACCAUGCCAUCAUCAGAGAGCAAUAGCAAUAGCAAUAGCAUCUCCAACCAAUUGACACCAAAGGGUAAUGUAUGCAAACCAAUAAGAAGAAGGUCUAGAGCUUCUAAGAGAACCCCCACCACCCUCCUCAAUGCCAACACCACAAAUUUUAGAGCUUUAGUACAACAAUUCACAGGGUGUCCUACCACAGCCAUAUCAACACUUGGGGUCCAUAAGGGUCCUAUCACCUUGAACUUCCAAAAAGGAAGCAGUGAACACAAGAUUCACCACCAUAACACAACAACUACUACACCACUGUUACCAUUUAGAACCUACAACAACAGCAGCAACAACAACAACAACAACAACCGGGUUCAUGUGCCUGCAUCACUUCCUUGGCAGAAGCAGGAGGAACAACAAAUGACUGAUCAGCAGCAGUUGUUGCAACAACAGAGAGGUUACUCCUAUGAUUAUGUCAAGAGCAGUGGUUUUAUUCCAAGUUCCGGUAACUCGGUUACCACCACUACUACCAUGGAUGUCUCUGACGGUUUGCUCUUGGAUAAUGAUUUUAGCUUGUCUGAUCUAACUAUGAAUGCCUUCCCCAAUGAUACCUUUUAUAAGAAUGAAUUAUAGAUAUGUUUCAUGCCAUCAAAAAUGUUUAGUUAUAAAAAGGGUUCAGUUAGUGAACCCUGUUAAUAUCAGAAAAACAAAGUGGACUUUAGUUAUAUUCAGCUCAUAUGUAUGCAUAUGCUUUUACAGAAACAAUAAUUCAUAAAUCCUUUAUGCCUUAGUUUCCAAA
Vigna unguiculata (cowpea) is the source of this 1149-nucleotide messenger RNA. RefSeq lists its product as uncharacterized. The record is from RefSeq and is a predicted model, not a curated record. NCBI's taxonomy places the organism in Eukaryota, Viridiplantae, Streptophyta, Magnoliopsida, Fabales, Fabaceae.